CCCGUGCGAGAGAAACAACGCAAGUGACGAUGUAUUGACACUCUUGGUCUUACUGGGGUUUCCAUCUGGAUUUGUAUUAUGGAAGAAAUUACAGCCCGACCAGGAAAAUAAUAGCAAUUCAACAGUAACUAAGAUAGUCACAAAAGGAAAUAAUGAUCUUCUACGUAAAAGAAAGGUACGUCCUGAGGCACCAUCUCUGAACAACUUUGAGUUUUAUCAAUACGAUGGCGAUAUUUUGAUUGCUUUAAUAAAUGAAUCCCAUCUAGACCCAGAUGAAAUGUAUCCUGUUCACCUUAUAAAAACCGAUAGUAAUAUAAACAUAAUUAUUAAUAAUAUGACACAAUCCAACAGAAGAACUGAUUAUUAUAUUAAUGACACGGUUGGAAGUAAAUACUAUAUCGAAAUUAAGGCUUGUAACGAAGCAGGAUGUUCUGAUCCUUUAAAAAUCGCAGAAUUUGUUAUUAAUUAUGAAAAAGAAACGCCCAAAUCACUACAGGGUAGGAUUAGACAGAAAACUGCUACGAAUCAUACAUGCAUUUUAUUAUGGGAUUUACCAAAAACUACUGCAAGUCUCAUUAAAUAUUAUAUGAUGGUGUAUGAUGGAAAAAACUUUCUAAAGAAUGAAUCACUUAUUGUUCCACGCGAUAUUCAAAGUGGUCAUGAUUUUACGGGACUCCAACCUCGGACCACAUAUCAUAUUCAAGUUUAUCGACAAAAUAGCCAAGGUUUAUCUGAACAUCCAAUCAUAGGAACAUGCACGACAACAUCAUAGGUUCAUAAACCAAAAAUAAAGUGAGCAAGAAAAUAGCAAAAAAGAAAUACGUAUCACGUAAUUUUUAUAUAAAAGUUUUCAUAAAACAAGAUGUGUUUUAAAAUUCUGGGAAAACUUCUAACACCAGGCUGCCUCUAAAGGCAGAUGGUUCUACUUUAUAAAAUAAUUUUGUUAAAACAUGUAACGUUGAUUUUUAAAUAAUCACGUUAUAAAGACCAAAUUAAAACCACAUUAAAGUUGAAUUCAAUAAAAGUAAUAUAAACAAUA
Leptopilina heterotoma is the source of this 1039-nucleotide messenger RNA. Its product is annotated as usherin-like. The record is from RefSeq and is a predicted model, not a curated record. NCBI's taxonomy places the organism in Eukaryota, Metazoa, Arthropoda, Insecta, Hymenoptera, Figitidae. The transcript is spliced from 7 exons. Gene Ontology annotation, molecular function: protein binding. The coding region runs from base 278 to 772 and encodes 164 amino acids.